Messenger RNA from Nelumbo nucifera (sacred lotus), 1241 nucleotides. RefSeq lists its product as uncharacterized. Lineage: Eukaryota; Viridiplantae; Streptophyta; Magnoliopsida; Proteales; Nelumbonaceae. Gene Ontology annotation, molecular function: RNA binding. The record is from RefSeq and is a predicted model, not a curated record.
GUGGACAAUCAGAACGAAAACAGAAAACCACUACGGUGCAGCAAUGAGCAUAACCAAGGGGGGAGUUCAAUGCCGAAGUGAUUUAAAAGGCGUGCUUAGAUGCAGAGCUGAGGUGCACUUUAAAGUAUGCACCUUGCCUAGGCCCCAGGUGCAGUAGUUCCAAAAGGCUCCAACAAUGGCUUUCCUUGGUAAAGUUGGAAAUUUACUUAAGCAGACAAUAGGCAAGCAAAUCAGUUUGGAAUUGUCACCAUCUACUCCAUCUAUAUUCCAAGCCAUAAGAUGCAUGUCAUCUUCAAAGAUCUUUAUUGGAGGUCUUUCAUAUGGCACAGAUGACCAGAGUCUGAGGGAAGCUUUUACUGCAUAUGGGGAAGUAAUUGAAGCAAGAGUGAUCAUGGAUCGUGAAACUGGUAGAUCCAGGGGCUUUGGAUUUGUUACUUAUACAUCUGGUGAGGAGGCUUCCAGUGCCAUUCAAGCCUUGGAUGGACAGGAACUUCAUGGUCGAAGGGUGAGGGUGAAUUAUGCAGCCGAUAGGGCUGGAGGAUUCCGCAGUGGCGGUGGUGGUUAUGGUGGCGGUGGUAGCUAUGGUGGUGGUGGUUAUGGUGGUGGUGGUUAUGGUGGUGGUGGCAGUUAUGGUGGUGGUGGCAGUUAUGGCGGUGCCGGUAGUGGUGGAUAUGGUGGUGACAACUUUGGCAGCGGAGGUGGCAGCAGUGGUAGUUACAGUAGUGGGGGUUACGGUGGAAGUGGUGCUAGUGGCAGCUAUGGCACUGGUGGUGACGGUGGAAGCUCUGGUGGCUAUGCCAAUGUCAGCGGCAGUGGAAAUUAUGGUGUUGCAGGGAGUGGCGGUGGCAGUGAUAACUAUAUGGGCAGUAGUGUAGGUGGCGAGAACAGCUUUGCAGGUGGUGGAUAUGGUAGUAGCGGCGGAAUGUCAUAUGGUGGUGGAGAUCAAUACACAACUAAUAAUCAAAGCGGCACGGGCGAGAAUUUUAGAGACAACGAUGACAAUGAUGAUGAGCCUGAUGACUAUGCAAAUAAGAGGGCCUGAUGGGUGCUGCUGAGGAAAGAAUUAUUAGCCCUUGGAUUACUGUCAUUAGUCUAACCUGAUUUUUCUUCCAUGUUUCCUUUAAAUUUCUUUUGAUGUUUGUUUUUUUGGACCGCCAAAGUGAAGGCAACUGUUUGAUAAUAUUAAGUUGGCAAAUAACUUGUCAUUACUAUAAUAUAGUUGUUACUAUUCCUUCUAGAUA